Messenger RNA from Microthlaspi erraticum, 3282 nucleotides. NCBI's taxonomy places the organism in Eukaryota, Viridiplantae, Streptophyta, Magnoliopsida, Brassicales, Brassicaceae. The record is from the annotation of a GenBank genome assembly.
AUGGCGUCGGAGAAGCCAGAAGAUCCGAUGAACAACACUGCCGGAACAGACGAAGAGACUGUAGCCCAGCGGAGGAAGCGGCUCCGCCGAGUGAGCUUCGCCGACAGGGAGAUUACUUCCGUCCACAUUUUCAAGCGGGACGAAGACUACGAGACUCCCCCCAACACCUCCGCCUCGAAGCCGCAAAACGGCGAGCAAGGUGAUACAUCAGAGUCCGACGACAAAGUAAUUAGGUUUUUCAAUGACGAUGCGGAAGGAGACGGCGAUGCUGAAGACGAACCAAUCGUUGAUAAAUCAUUCCUGAGGCCCAGAAAUUCGCCAUCUUCAGGAGGUAGCACUGUUCGUUCUGCUACCAGUGAUGACGAGAAUGAUUUCUUCGGCCCUGUGUCUUCAAAUUUCAUCAACCCGGGAAGAUUGUCAGACACUACCAUCUCCGAAGAACACUACGAGCAAACGAUGGAUUCAACAGCGUUUUCGAUGCAAUUCCGGAGUCUUGCAAGGUCAGAGACUGGAGACAUAAGGACUCCAACGAGCAGUAGCUACAUUCCAGUAGAGGAGAGAACACCAACUCAUGUUACAUCAAGAUCCGAUACAGGAAGUGCGAUGGUGUUCACAAACCUCAAGAAGCUAUUCCCGAAAUCACCUCUACCAGUUGAGAAAUCAAGUGGUGGUGGAGACUCAAAUGACAUGAGCAUCGUUGGUGAAAACUCUCGGAAAUAUGACUACGGCCAUAUAUCUCCUUCAUUAGCUUCUCUAUUGGGUGAUGAAAGCGAUGAAUUGCCUCUUGCAUCUUCAAAUAAGCCCUCCUUGUCCCCUCAAAAUGGAUCCAUUCCCAUAACUAGAGGUGAAGAUGGUCAAAUGCUGUCACCUUAUGGUUCUGGCUAUCUCCGUCAAAUAGAGCUGCAGGAAUCAGGAAGCCGGCGUUACGCAGACGAGGCUGCCUUUUCCUCGUUAGCUAUGAGAAGGCCAAAUGCGUCUUUAGUUGGUAUAUUGCCUCAGUUUUCUUCUUGUGUUACUCCUUCUCCUAAACACGGUGGAGGCUUUAUGAGUAAGGAGACUCUGGCACUAGUUGAGAGCUUGUCAACAAUCCAGAAAAGCAAAUCCAGACUUGGACUGAUUCCACCUUCCCCGGCUUCUGCUCUUUCUCAAAGAAUUGAGAAAUCGAGGAUUCAGUUAUCUGGACGCCGUUCUAUGACUACGCCAUUAUCAGCUAUUGGUAGGGAGGAAAUAAGUGUCCGCAGGGAAAUACAUUCAGAUAUUCCCAUUACUAACUUGGAUGAAUUGUUAUCUAAAGAUGAUAACAGAACACCAGUUUCUGAAAAGAAAGGCACACCAGAACAACGCAGUUUUGGUGCUUUGAGCCCUGUUGCUGAUAGUAGGGAUGUGUUUGCUUGCACAAGUCCAGAAGGAAAGACGAAUUCUGAGACAGAGGGUUCACUCUUGAAGCAACAGGAAGAAAAUCAGCCAGCCAGCACUCCUGAUAAGUUUGUGUCAUCUUUAGCAAAUUCGCCAAAUGCAACUCCGUCAGCAUUGAAGAAUUUUGUUACUCUUCAUGAUAAAGAGCAGCACAGUGAAGCUAUUGGCAAUUCUGACACUGCGGAUGGGAAUGUGACCAAGGAUUGUGCUAGUAAUGAUUCUAUGAAUACGUUAUCUGACAAUAUGGAUUCCCUGCUUGCCGAUUCGAGUGUAUUACUUAGCGAGACAGGCUUCUUGAAUGGUUCUGCUCAACGAAGAGAGAAAGACAUAGCCAACGACAUCAGUGCUCCCACAGAAGUUAUCUCAACUGAAGACUUUCCUGCUGUAGUAACAGAAGACCUUCCUGGUACAUCUGGCUCGCCAUCUAUGGGAAGUAAGAAUGAGGCUUCACAUGCUAAGGGGCCAGCCAGGUUAAAAAGGAAAGCCAAAGAUGUUAAUUGUGCCGCCAGCCCCAAAGUCAAAAAAAGCACACAGUAUAUAUCAAAUCCAGUGAUGGACCACCCUGAUGGAAACUGUGAUGUAAACGACUGCCGCGUAGUUCGUGAACAAGUAAUAAACUGGGAAGAAAUACCAGGAAAAGUAUCAGUAGAAAUCAAUCAAGUAGUUGCUCCAUUGGCUGAUAAGCUGAAUUCAAGAUUGAUAUACAAGCUGGAAGAUAUUUCAACGCACCUGAAGAAGGUUCAUUUGUGUGAGAUGCGUUGUCUUCAUAUUAAAUCUCAGAAAGUAUUUGACGACUUGAGUGGUGCUAAAACAAAGAGACGUGCUGAGAUUAGAUCAUCACUCUGCAAGUUAGCAUAUGAGAAAGCCAAACUUGAGUUGCUGCACCUCAAGAAAGAGUCGAUGACGAAAAAGUUUCAAGCAUUGAGCACCGGUAUACAAACAUCUGAAACAUUGCGGUUGAGUUGUGCCAUGCUUCGACGUCAGCAUGAUUUUCAUUCUACUGACUUGUUAAAUCCUGAGCAUGCUCAUGAGGUUCCUACGAGCAAAGUUGCAGAGAAAAUACAGGAGAUCGAAGUAUUGGACUCAAAGAUCAAGAACUUGAUCAAAUGUUUUCCUACGUGCGACAAAAUGACAGGAGAAAUGGGAUAUGCAGAUACUAUUACGAUUGCUAAAGAUAAUUUGAAAACGAGAAUGAGUUGCAGAUUGAUUCGUCAGGAUAUUUUGGUCUGGAAACUUGACAGUUUGGGCGAAAGGAAUGAUGGUCAGAGCAUUGUUCUAAACUAUAGUGGCUUGAUCAACCAAAGGCUGACAUUAAAGCCUGGUCAUGCUUCAUCUGUACUUAUUUCAAACACUUUGAGUGAUAGAUUCGUUAAGCAUUUCCCAGAAAUGAAUGUUUCAGUUGCGUUUAACUCUUUGUUUAACGCCGAAUACUCCCGGAAGUAUGUUGGUUCCAGUACGUUGUUGGAGAUUACACAGAAAACCAGUCUGGUCUUGCAUAAUCUGCUAGAUGUGGCUGAGGAAUUACAGUUAGCUCGAAUGGAGAUACCAAAUCUGAUCCAAGGAAAAUUUGAAACUCCAUCAGAGGAGCAGCUUCAUUUGCAGAUUACUUUCAUCGAUUGCAAGAACUUCAGAAAAGUAAUCAUGACUCUCGAUAUGGCAUGUUUGACUCACGGGACGUAUCCUGGUGACGUAGUUCCAUGCGAGUUACUAGAAGCUUCAGGCAAGAAACCCGACGGUGUUGCGUCGAAACAACUGAUGAAUGAGAUAGAAUCUGCAAUGGAUGGUGUUGGAGUAGUUGGAUAUCCUCGGAUAUUGAGACUCUGUCGCUGCGUUUCCAAAAUGUUGCAGUCACAAAUCAGGAGAUGA